This is a messenger RNA of Alligator mississippiensis (American alligator), 9211 nucleotides long. It is a transcript of the gene HIVEP1, whose product is annotated as HIVEP zinc finger 1. Gene Ontology annotation, molecular function: DNA-binding transcription factor activity, RNA polymerase II-specific; RNA polymerase II cis-regulatory region sequence-specific DNA binding. The record is from RefSeq and is a predicted model, not a curated record. The transcript is spliced from 10 exons. NCBI's taxonomy places the organism in Eukaryota, Metazoa, Chordata, Crocodylia, Alligatoridae. Gene Ontology annotation, cellular component: nucleus. The coding region runs from base 379 to 8661 and encodes 2760 amino acids. Gene Ontology annotation, biological process: regulation of transcription by RNA polymerase II.
CCCGCUUCCCCAUUCACGAUGACCCGCACGCAAAACAGAGCGAAACAGCUGAUGUCGGAAACCAAUCACCGCGGCACAGCGGAGAAGCAGCAAAACCCCAGCAGCAGCAGCAUCAGCAGCAGCAGCAGGCAAGGGCCAAAAAAGGGGAGCAGCCGCGGAGAGCAUUAGGCGCCUCCUCCUCGUAUUUCCUCUCACGCCCACUUCCAAGAGUGGAGGGGUUUUGCUUUCGGCGCCCGUCGCCCGGAGAUGAAAAGUUAAAGCUGGGAAAGGAGUUGGCGCCGCGCGGGCACAUGGAUUAAUUGGUCUCCUGAGAAGAUUUAUGGUACUGCUUGCUUCACAUUUCUGAGAGGAGAAGGUGGUCUACGAAACUAGAGGAAAAUGCCUAGGACAAAACAAAUACAUCCCAGAAAUCUGAGGGUGAACCGCAAGAGAACAUCACUAACACUGGAGACAAAACUGGAGAUUUUGAAAUGCGUAGAAGCUGGUGAUGGGCCUGCUGCACUUGGCCGUGCAUCCACCCUGGAUAAAAUUGAAGAAGCACAAAAAGAACUUAAUGGGACAGAAGACCAACAAAAAGAAGGCUCAGAAGUUGGGACUAGAGGAACCCCAGAUGCAAUUAAAGGUGUGAAACGGAAGAAGAUUGUAACUGAGAACCACCUGAAAAAAAUACCAAAAUCACCUUUGCGAAAUCCUCCUGAGGCCAAGCUUAAACAAAAUGUAGAGCAACCUUCAUCAUCUAAAGUUCUUGAUGCUUCAGAACACACGAAGACACAGAAUCAUUUACCUGUACAGAAUGGGAAAAAAUGUACCAAACAAAAUGGGGGAACACGUAGUUGCAAUGUAGCUACUGACGAAUCCAAAUCUGAAGUAUCAAUGCAGACAAAACUUCCACUGUUACAUCAAUCCUUGGAACUGAACAAACGGACAGUAGAAGACUUUGAUACAAGCCCAGAGAAGUCCCUCCCUAACUCCUUGUCAAGUAAAACAAAGACUGACAGUAAUGAAUGUGUUACUUUUGUUGAUUGUAGUACUUCAUCCUCGUGUACACGUACAGCAUUUGAUGUCCUUUUAAAAGCUAUGGAGCCUGAAUUGAACACAUUAGCACAAGAGUGCCCUCCUUGUGGAAUGCAAAUAGAAAAACUGAGACCAAAUAAAACUGUAGUAAGCACCUCUUCCAGUCUCACAUCCAGUACAAUGAGUGUCCAAAAUCAUUCUGCUUUGUCACCGCCAGAUGUUGUAGCUGGAUCUCACUGCUACCCAUGCACUUCAAACAAUAUGCACAUAGCAACAUCAGGCAAGAAUAAACAAUUACAGAUCCAAUCAGUUUCUCAUUCUCAAGAGCUUAUUGCUAAAACUGGACAACAUAAUCAUCAAAUUGUUAUGUGUCCAAGUUUCACUAGAUCACUGGUACAUCAGCAGAAUCAAGAAAACCCAAAACUCCAGCAGAUAUACAGUAUAGCAGUAACCUCUUCUGUAGUACAUACACCAUCUUCUGCUGUAGCUCAGGUUUUUCCUCAAAGUCAGUUAGUAGCUAGUUCUUCUUCACCUUUGUCAAUUAAUGCAUCUAAUUCCACACAUUUAUCUAUAGCGCCCAUGUAUAAUUCAGCCCAGAUAGCAUCUGUUGUCAACCAUGGUGUAGAACAAAUCUGUAACCUUCUAAAAGACCAGAAACCUAAAAAACUGGGAAAAUAUGUCUGUGAGUAUUGCAAUCGGGCUUGUGCCAAGCCUAGCGUUCUUCAAAAGCACAUCCGAUCCCAUACAGGAGAACGACCUUAUCCUUGUGUGACUUGUGGGUUUUCAUUUAAGACCAAAAGUAAUCUAUACAAGCACAAGAAGUCUCAUGCACAUGCUAUCAAACUUGGACUUGUUCUACAACCAGAUUCUGGUGGUUUAUUCCUAACCCAUGAAUCAGACAAAGCACUUGGUAUUCAUUCAGAUGCGGAAGAUAGUGGUGAAAGUGAUGAUGAAGGCACUGCUGAUGAAAGACAAGAUGAUCAAGGAUCCUUAGAACUGGAAUCUGCACAAAUAGUGAAAAUCAUUUCAAAUCCUGAAACAACAUUACAGAAAGGUAGUCCCAUUCCAUUAGGCAAUCCAGACUGUGUAAUAGGUGAUUCUUCAUUGCAUAAUUCAGAACCUCAAGUUCGGGCGGCUUUACCUAAAGUUAUAGUUCAUCCUGUAAAUGUUUCCCCAUUAAGGGCCGAUAGUCCAAAAGUAACAGAUUCCACACCUGACCUUGCUGCAGCACAGAGAAAAGGAGAUUUCAAAGUUACAAAUAUGCAGUCAAAUUUAGCACAGAUAGCCUCAUUCAAGGAGACUGAAAUUAGGCACCACCAGAAAGUAGAAAUGAGUUUAUUAGAAGAACAACAUCUUGGGUCCGCUAUAGGAACAGCACAUGCGCAGCUACAAAGGCAGCAGGCAACUGAUUGUUCCCAGGAGCAGCAAGGAAAAUGUCUGUUGAGUCCUAGAAGUUUAGGUAGCACUGAUUCUGGUUAUUUUUCACGUUCUGAAAGUGCAGAUCAAACAAUGAGUCCACCAACUCCUUUUGUAAGGGGAUUGCCAAGUUCUGAAAAAGACUCAAAUAAAAAUAUGACCUGCCUACCCAGAACAAGUGGAACAGUGGCAUCUGUGGUACACACAGUUUGUGCUGAAAAAAAUGUGCUUCUCUCUGGUCAAAUGCGACCACCUAUGGCAACAAAGACACUUGAGGAACGCAUCUCAAAAUUAAUAUCCGAUAAUGAAGCUGUAGUGGAUGACAAACAGUUAGAUAGUGUGAAACCAAGAAGAACAUCUCUUUCAAGAAGAGGAAGUAUAGACUCACCAAAAUCAUAUAUAUUUAAAGACUCUUUCCAGUUUGAUUUAAAACCAAUGGGAAGAAGAACUAGUUCUAGCUCCGAUAUACCAAAGUCUCCUUUCACACCGACUGAGAAAUCAAAGCAGGUUUUUCUUUUGUCUGUACCAUCCCUUGACUGUUUACCUAUAACUAGAAGUAAUUCUAUGCCUACAACCAGUUAUUCAGCUGUACCUGCAAAUAUAAUACCUCCUCCUCAUCCACUUCGUGGAAGUCAAUCGUUUGAUGAUAAAAUUGGGUCAUCGUAUGAUGACGUCUUUGUAUCAGGACCUGUGACUCCAUUGAACCAAGGUGGACAUCCUCGCACUCUUGUUAGGCAGACAGCAAUAGAAGACUCCUCAACCAGUGAAAGUCAGGCUCUUGGACCAGCACGAUCUGUAGAUGAAAAUUACCAUGGAUGUAAUUUGUCUAAUGAACCUUUAACGCAAAGAAGCAAAUUACAUGUACCAGGAACGAAUUUAGAAAAAGUAAAGAAAUCACAUCAUGUACGAGGGGCAAUGUUUGAAUGUGAAACUUGUAGAAACAGGUAUAGAAAACUGGAGAAUUAUGAAAACCACAAGAAGUUUUAUUGUUCAGAAUUGCAUGGACCAAAAACCAAAGCAGCCAUUCGAGAGCCUGAACAUAAACCAGUCCCCAACAGUACACAACCUCAAAUUUUACACUACAGAGUUGCUAGUUCUACUGGUGUCUGGGAACAGACACCGCAGAUAAGAAAAAGAAGGAAGAUGAAAAGUGUUGGAGAUGAUGAUGAGCCACAGCAAAACGAUAGUAACAUAUCAAAGAGUACUGAGGGUCAGAGCAAGGCAGGAAAUUCUUCCAGCAUGUCAAAACAUAAUGCAGCAAUAAUUGGUUCACAUCAACAUGGUUGUAUCCUGCUUCAGAAUUCUCAAAUUCAGCUUGUGGCUCGAGGCACAGAACAAGCUAUUGAGCCCAAGAUCUCUCCUCUGAUGGAAAAGCAAACUGGUUCAAUUGCACAAGAGAAGGUAGAGUUGAAAAGACAAGGAACUGGAAUUUCAGUAAUACAGCACACUAACUCACUAAGCAGAACUAGUUCAUUUGAGAAAUCAGAAUCUUUUGAAAGAGUAUCGCCAGUUUCUUUUCAAGAGGCUGGAAAGGGUGGGAAGAACCAGUCUAUGAAUGCAGUUGCAAUUCAAGAAGAUAGGCUUUCACAUUUGAGCAGUUCCCAGCACCAUCAGCCAGUAUCAUCAGAAGUAUCUAGAGUGGAACUUAAAGAAAAUCAAAUUGCUUCUAAUGAAAGAAGUACGGCUCUGCAAACAUUAAGACUUGUUCGCCAACACAACAUCCAAGUUCCUGAAAUACUAGUAACAGAGGAACCAGACAGAGACCAAGAAACCCAGUGCAGUGAUCAGGAAAAGACAGAAAAAUUUAACUGGCCUCAGAGAAGUGAAUCUUUGUCAAAAUUGCCAACAGAAAAACUUCCACCAAAGAAGAAAAGGAUUCGUUUAGCUGAUAUUGAACAUUCUUCUGCUGAAUCGAGCAUUGACUCCACACUUUCUAGAAGUCUUAGUCGGGAGAGCAGUUUAUCUCACACCUCUAGCUUUUCAGCUUCAUUUGAUAAAGAUGAAGUUUCUAAGACUGAGAGUGCUACCAAAGUGGAUCUUAUUAGUAAAUCUUCAGAGUUCCUUAUGAUUCCUGUGAGCUCAAAUACUCUUGGUGUGCCAGGCCCUCAGUACAGGGAAAUGAGACGUGCUGCAUCAGAACAAAUUAGCUGUACUCAAUCAUCCAUGGAGGUUGUAGAUUACAGAAGUAAAUCUUUUGACUGUGGAAGUAUGUCUUCAGCAAAAUCUACUCCACAAGAGAUAUGCACUCCAAAAUUGUCUUCUAGCAGUGGAGUUACUGGACAUGUACCUUUGUUGGAAAGGAGAAGGGGGCCAUUUGUAAGACAGAUAUCCUUAAAUAUUGCUCCAGAAAACUCAUUGCCUCAAGUUAAAUCAGCUGCUGCUUCAUUUCAAUUAACUCAUACAACAGACAAGUCCACAGUGCCGUUUCACAGACUGCAGACCUCUAGUAAAUCUUCGGUGGAGUUCCCUUCAAAUUCUCAGCACUUACAGACUUACUCCAAGCCUUUACAUGAGUCUCAGGCAACAACACAAAAUUGUCACCCUCUAAGCCUGUCUUUAGGCCAUCAGUCUUUAGGUCCUGUUUUGUAUAAUCAAGGACAAUGGCCUUCAACACAUCAGCAUUUACAGGCCUCCCUUAAAGCGUCAGCCCAAGGAGAACAAGAAAACGCAAAUGCAUUUUUUUGUCAAUCUGUUGAAAAGGAGGAUUGUUUUGCUCCCAAAUAUCAGCUUCAAGUGAAAUCACUGAACAUAGGUCAAUCAUAUCCUUCUAAACAAAUAACAACCACUCUACCAACCCAGACUCAUCCAACUCAAGUUGGUCUGGGCCAGAGUCAGACCUCAUUAGAAGUACAAACUAAAGUAGCUGACAGUAGGUCUAAUCCAUAUUCAGUGCCUCCCCUAAAACAAAUGACCCCUGCCAACUGCAGUGGUCAGAUGCAACAGAUUGCACCAUUUGUGGUUCCUGUUCAUAUUCAUAGUAAUAUUCCAUCCUAUGGCUUUGCCACUGUAACCCCGCUUCCUCAAAUUAUAGUAACCCAGGAUCAGGUAAAUCAGUCUACUGGUAAGACAAAUGUUGUGACAGUGCCAACACUUGAAGGUAAAACCCAGCUGCCAAAAUCUCACAAAGAUCAGAGGGUUUUGCAAAAUUCACAGCCAGCAUCCAUGUUUGAUAAUUCCCUUCCUGAAACUGGAAGCAGAAAUUCACCUUUGUCAAGCUCCUUGAACAUUAUUCAGAAAGUGCCAGUUAGUGGACUUUCUCCUCAACAAGAGGCUACAGCUUCAAGUAAACGUAUGCUUUCACCAGCCAACAGUUUAGACAUUGCCAUGGAAAAACACCAAAAACGUGUUAAGGAUGAAAGUGGAGAUCCUUGCGCAACAGAUGCUAGAUCACUGAAUCCACUGAACAUUAGAGCCAGUGACCUUAAUAAGCAAAAGAAACCAGUUCUAGUGAGACAGGUUUGCACCACAGAACCUCUGGAAAGUCAUUUGCUGGAUCCAGAGAUUGUUCCACAACAUGAAAAAAACAGCAAAGUUAUUACUUCCUCCGAUAGGCUAAUAACGGAUCACCAUUCAUCUGAAGCUGGAGUUUCUGAAUCCAUAAAGGAGUCCCCAGAAUCUGAAAACCUUAAAUCUGCUAUUUCAAGUUUUGUAGUGAGAAAGCCAUCUGAACCUCCUUCGGUAAAUAAUCAGCCUUCUCUUUUGAAGGCUUUAGGCAGCAGUCAAGAAAGGAAGUCCCCUAGAGUUAAUAAUGAAGGGAAGCAAAUUAAUAAUCAAGGCCAAGCCAAACCUGUAACUACUCUGUCAGUGGUAAAUGCUGGAGAUAUGCAACGGCUCUCAUUUCCAAGCCUAAAGACUUCAACAAAUUUCACGUGGUGUUAUCUGUUAAAAAGGAAGCCAUUACAUCUCUUACAAAAUGACCAAAAAACAUCGGCAUAUUCUACUUGGACUGUUAGUCCCAACAAUCCCAAUCCUCUUGGUUUGCCAACAAAGGUUGCUCUUUCCCUUCUAAAUUCAAAACAAAAAAUUGAAAAACCACUAUAUACUCAAGCAAUAACUACUCAUUCCGUAUCUGAUGUAUUGGUCUACUCAAGCAAGUGGAAGAACAGCUUAAACAAGCGGGCAUUAAAUAAAAAAAAGUUGACUACAAGUGAAUUCAGCAAUAAAGAAAACUCUGAUGCAAGCACUGAGCAUGAUAAGGAAAAUUCUUCUACCAAAACUGAACCAAGAAGAGUUAAAAUAUUUGAUGGAGGGUACAAGUCAAACGAGGAUUAUGUGUACGUGAGGGGAAGAGGAAGGGGGAAGUAUAUCUGUGAAGAGUGUGGAAUACGUUGCAAGAAGCCCAGCAUGCUGAAGAAACAUAUUCGUACUCAUACAGAUGUCCGUCCUUACCACUGCAACUAUUGCAACUUCUCCUUCAAAACUAAAGGGAAUUUGACUAAACAUAUGAAGUCCAAGGCACACAGCAAGAAAUGCAUGGAUUUGGGAAUCUCAGUCGGUUUAAUAGAUGACCAGGAUGGAGACGAAUAUGGUGAGAAGCAAAGAUUUGGUUAUGAUCGAUCAGGAUUUGAUGUGGAGGAUUCUGAUGGCGCAGAUGACGAUGACAACGACAAUGAUGAUGAUGAUGAAGAUGACAGCCAAGCUGAAUCAGUCCUCUCUACAACUCCCUCAGUUACAGCCAGCCCUCAGCAUCAUCCAUCUAGAAAUAGCUUGCAGGAGGUCACAAGUGCAGACGAAGAAAUCAGAUUUGCAGAUUGUUUUGCUGGGGUUCAUACAGAUUCUAUGGAUGGUUUGCCCAAAGCACUGCUUACGAAGAUGACUGUGCUUAGCACAAUACAGUCAGAAUGCCGAAAUUCCAGGUCACCAGUCAUGGACCCUCAUCAGGAAGCAAAUGAAGCAAGAAUACAGGAGAGGGCGGCAAGUACAGAGCAUACCUUACCCUCUGAGAUUGCUCCUAGAUCCCCAGGUCAUCAGAUGUCUAUAGACUAUCCAGACACAGUAGCAGCUUUGAGGAGUCCUGCAACGUCAAAUGUAGUUGUUACAAAGAGCGCACACUCCAUAAGACUUCCCUCACCACCAGUGGAUCGAAGCACGCAAACAACAAUAGUGGCUCCUUCUGCAGCAUCACCCUAUCUGGAAAUCCAAGAUGAGAAGCCACAAGAAUGUCAGCGCCGGGCCACAGAAUUGCCAGCUCCUCCAACUCAUCUGUUUAGCCACCUCCCUCUGCAUUCACAGCAACAAGCCAAGACACCUUAUGGUAUGAUACCUGUAGGAGGAAUUCACGUGGUCCCUGCUGGCCUAGCUACAUACUCUACAUUUGUACCAAUUCAAGCCGGGCCAGUGCAACUCACUAUUCCUGCUGUUAGUGUGAUUCACAGAACUACAAGUGCUCUUGCUGACACAGCCUGUGCAGUCUCUGGCACUGCCAAUUCAAUAGGAGUUGCAGAAGUAAACAGUGUUGUGCCAUGUAUUCCAAUAGGUCAGAUUAAUGUGCCUGGCAUCCAGAGCCUGAGUACACCAAGUUUACAAUCUCUUCCACCAUUAGGCAUGGAGACAGUCAACAUCUUAGGUCUGACGAAUACAAAUAUUGCUUCACAAAUACAUCCUUCUGGACUUACGCUAAAUGCUGUGGGCCUACAGGUUUUGACUGCCAACCCUUCAUCUCAGAGCAAUCCCAGCCCUCAGACACACAUUCCAGGCCUACAAAUACUGAACAUAGCAUUGCCUACUUUAAUCCCUUCGGUCAGUCCAGUAACUGUAGAUGGGUCAGGAGCUCCUGAAACACCAGCUUCCAACAAUAAAGCCUGUGAAACUCAACAAGAACAGACUUCUGUGAGCUUUUCUGCAGCUGACAUCAAUCAGAUCACCAGUGCUGUAUCUCCUCAGGUGGCAUCUGCUGGCCAGCAGUACAGUGUAAAAAAUAUUUUAGAGCCUGCUUCAUCACUUGAGUAUGAAAGACUUGAUGGGCUAUGUAAGGCAGACACUGAAAAGGCUGACCCAGCAAAUCAUGUCAAACCAAAGUAUGAUGUUUCUUUUGUUCAGGUCAAAAGGGCUUCCAUGUCAGAGCCCCUCUUGAAGGUGAAUUCUGAAGUUUUAACUAAGUCCCCAGUCCAUCGAACUGUCUCUCCAGAUAGACAGGGACAAAGGUUUACCAGAUUCCCACAAAGACAGAAUACUGUGCAGUUUAGUGAUGGCAGCAGUGAUGAUGAGGACAGACUUGUAAUAGCAACCUAGACUUUUUUUUUUUUAAUAACACUUGCAGGUUUCUUUGAAAACCUUCCUUUCCUUAAAGCACAUUUUUUUCUGACCCAAACUCAUAACUAAUCUUUGUGCAAUCAUGAACUCUUGACCAAUAAUUGUUGUUUCUUGUCAGCUCCAGCCAUUUUUGUACAUGUUGUAUAGACAAUUGUGCCUUUUGGAGUUUUAUGUUUAGAAACCUGUACAGAUUAUUGAAUAUAUAUAUAUAUAUAUAUAUAUAUAUAUAUAUAAAAUAUGUAUAUUAAAACCAGGUAGUUGCUUGUGUUUAGUAAGUACAAACAUCUUUUGUCAGAUGAAAUAAAUGAUUAAAUUAUAUGUUGCACUGUUAAAUGUAAAUUUUUAUGGCUGUGGGACAAAGUUUCUGUGUACAGUUCUAGUAUGUAAAACUCCAUAUUUAUUGUAUCCAUAUUAGUCUUGGGGAAAGGGUCUGUCCAUCUUUCUUGUGUAAGACAGUAGCUUUACACUUAAACAGAAUACAGUAUCUGUGUUAUGAAAUAUUACAGUAAAAUUUUGUUUACUGACUUUA